CUCUAUAGACUAAAGAAAAAGUUCUCCACUGCUGAUUGCUGCUAUCUUGAAGCAUCUCAUUGAGAAGCUUUGAGAUCUCGACCUCGCGUUAAGACGAAAUAUGGCGAGUUCUUUGCACGGGUUUGAUAGCCACGGUGAUAAUUGGCAAACAACCAAGAGGUCUAUUCGAGAACGAUGCCAGUUUAUGUUCAACAAUAAGCUCUUAAGCGAUAUUACUUUUGUCAUUGGGAAAAACGGAGAAAAGAAAAGGAUUUGGGCUCAUAAAUUGUUGCUGGCUAUCAGCAGUCCAGUACUUCAUGCCAUGUUCUAUGGUUCUAUGGCAGAACAAGGUCUAGAAGUGGAACUAUCCGACUGUGAAUACGAGACAUUUUUAGAACUCUUAAGCUACAUAUACUUUGACGAAGUAGAAAUUAACGAAUCAAAUGUUCUUGGUAUUCUAUAUCUUGCAAAGAAGUACAUAUUACCGUUCCUUGCGGAGAAAUGCUUAGACUUUUUAGAGCAAAAUAUUGACAAUCAAAACGCUUUCACCCUUCUGUCACAAGCCCGACAUUACAAUGAAGAAAAUCUCGAAGAAAAGUGUUGGGAAAUAAUCGAGCGCGAAACAGCUCAGGCGAUUUCUUCGGAUGAUUUUUUGGAGAUCAAUCAUGGUGUGAUUACGGCUUUGCUUUCUAGAGAAACUCUAACAGUAGAGGAGGUGGAUUUAUUCAAGGCGGUAAAGAAAUGGUCAGAAAAGGAAUGCAUACGAAUGAAUCUACCUCCUCUUCCUGAAAAUAUCCGAAAGGUCCUCUCAGUAGCGCUGUACCUGGUUCGCUUUCCAGUAAUGACACUGGAGGAGUUUGCAUCCGAUGCUGCCGUGUCGGGCAUUCUCACGCAGGAUGAAACAAUUGCUGUAUUUCUUUAUCACGGAUCCAAAGGCACAAAAAAGAUUGCCAAAUUUCCCUGCGAACCAAGAAGAGGAAUACAUAAGGUCUACAGAUGCAGAAGAUUUCGUUCUCACUGCUCCGACUGGCAAUGCGAUGGAACUAAUGUUGACAGCAUUCGAUUUUCUGUAGACAGUGACAUUCUAGUAACUGGUGUUGGUCUUUAUGGGAUUUCCAAGCCCGAUGAUACCGAUGUACCAUUCAACGUUGAUGUCGAGUUAUUAGACUCUCAUAAUGAUUCCCUGGCUACAUAUGAAGGAACUUAUUUCGUUGAUGGUUCAAAUGAUAUUCACGACGUUCAUUUUGAGAUGCCAGUUGCCAUUGAGGCACAUGAGUCGUAUAUCAUACGUGCACUUAUCAAAGGUCCUCUCUCCCUUAGAGGUAACGAGGGAAUGAGAGAGCUUCGUUGCGAACGAUCAGGCGUUCGGUUUUGGUUUGAUGUCGACGAAGCAAGUUUUAAUGGGACUACAACAUGUGACGGGCAAAUCCCGGAAAUAAUUUUCAAAAUUCCGUAUAAAAAUGAAUGAACUAUGUUUUUAGUUGAAUCAACUUAUU
Exaiptasia diaphana is the source of this 1475-nucleotide messenger RNA. Its product is annotated as BTB/POZ domain-containing protein 6-like. The record is from RefSeq and is a predicted model, not a curated record. The transcript has a single exon. Gene Ontology annotation, molecular function: protein binding. Bases 101 to 1447 code for a protein of 448 amino acids. Gene Ontology annotation, biological process: neurogenesis. Lineage: Eukaryota; Metazoa; Cnidaria; Anthozoa; Actiniaria; Aiptasiidae. Gene Ontology annotation, cellular component: cytosol.